Messenger RNA from Salvelinus sp. IW2-2015, 2190 nucleotides. The record is from RefSeq and is a predicted model, not a curated record. Lineage: Eukaryota; Metazoa; Chordata; Actinopteri; Salmoniformes; Salmonidae.
AUGGGCACCAAGAGAGGUUCUGCCCCCAAAAGGCAGUGUGAACCCAGCAUCUGGGCGCUGUCCUACGGCGAGGCAGAGGGCAAGCUGAGACACGCUGAGAAAUGCAACAGCCUCAGUAGUAGUAGUGGGAGUAGUUGUUGUAGUGGGAGUGUUACUCUGUCCCCUGCCCCUGGAGGACCCCCCUCUGCCCUCAGCGACCCCCAGGAACAGCCACCGAGCCUGGGCAGGGACACACCCUACAUGACCCUGCCGUACCCCCACCCUGACCCCUACUCCUCCAGCUGCCGGUCCACUCUGGCCUGGCAGCACGGAGGAGUCCGGAGUGCCGCUUCCCGCUGGACACCGACCUGCGUCUGCUGGGCACGUCAGACUGUGGCAAUAGCGGCUGUGACUUGUACGGAGAGAGAGCCUACUGUCUGUGCUGCCCAGGCCCUCUGCUGGACAAAUACGUCCACCAUCAGCAGCAUCAGCACCAUCAACACAACCGCCUGUACUCUCAACACUCUGCCCCCCUGCUCGAGCCACACAACCACCACACACACACCCACCUCUGCCCUCUAUGGCUGUCACCAGAACCUGGCACGGGGCCACAGCUUCCCCCACGACGAGCCCCCUGAAGCACCUUCUGUACCCCCUCCCCUCCAGCACCAGGCCGUAGGCGCCCGCUCCAGCUGCCCUGGAGACUACCCCUCUGUGUCCCAGUCCGGCCCCUACCCUCCUGGCUCCCCUCUGGGCCGCUGCCUGACCAACACGUGGCUGGAGACGCUGUCAGACUCCCGGCCUUACGAACGCACCGCGCUGCCUCCCAGGAUAGCCUUCUCCUGGGAUCCCUACUGCAGCCAACCCCCUCAGUCCCGCUGUGAGACCUACCAGUCUACCAAAGACCCACGAUGUAGGCUGGGGACACACAUCUCCAUGCGGACAGACCACACACUCCUACCACCCCCCUCACCCACCCUACUCCUCUCAGACCCCUCACCCAUCCCAUGCCCUUCAGCCAUCCUGCCCGUCCAUGCCCCCCCACCACAUGCACCAGGAGCCCCCCGCCCUGAGCCGGUACGGGGAAAGGUCUACCUCAUCCUGUGUAACAUCUUCCCCUCCGAGCUGGUGGGCCGGGUUAUGGGGAGGAACCCCGAUGUGACAGACGCCCAGCAGCUAGCUGCCGCCAUCCUAGCUGAGAAGUCCCAGUCCGGCUACUGAGUUCAGCUAGCCUACUGCUCUAUCUCCCUAUUCAUAACAACAGUUAGUUGUAGUUUUGACAAUAUAAGGGUUUGAAUUUGUUUGACUGUACAUUUGUUUGUGGAUAACUUGGUGUUAAUCAUGUGCAGGUGAUGAUGUGCAUUGAUUCACAAAUCACUUUUCCUCUGCUGUUUAUCAAAUCUGGGAAAAAAAUUAAAUUACUUUGGAAAUCUAAUCUGAGGGAUCUGAUUAUGCCUAAUCUUACUUCUAUGCUAUAUUUUUUUACUCCAUUUGUAAAUAUUCACCCCCAAAUUGAUGACCAUUUAUCAACAGAAUAUUGGUUGUUGGGGAUAUGCUAUAUCUGUAUGUUUUCUGUUUUUCAGUGCUGUGUGUUGUUGUGAUUAGGUGGCUGAGUAAGUCUUCUCAGUUGAGAGAAUGUCUGUAAGUACCUUGCAGUAGUUGUAGAGACGGGCACGUUCGUCGACCUUGUCUAUCUUAGUUUUAUUAAGGGACGUCUCUGGCCCCUCGUUUUGGCUCCAAGCCUGCUGCAGACACAGUAGACUCGAGCUCAAAUCCCAAGUCAAUUCCCUUUGGCUGUUUUCCCUGAAGACCUAUCCAAAGGGCUCAGAGCACUUGGCUUGAUGUUGACAAUCUGUUACAGUUACCGGCACAAUUCCUGGUAGACAGAGAAAGCCUUUCUUUGUAUCGUUAAUUUAGGAUUAUAUACCUGUACGUGUUUAAACAAUUCAUGAAAAGCUGUUUAUAUAUAGCUGGUGCAUUUUGAAUAAUAAUACUGUACGAGAUAUUCCGGGCAACAUAUGAUUAUUUUUAGAAAUGUUUAGGAAUAUUAAUCAAAUUAGAUACAUGAAAAAGGUGAGUUGGCUACCUCUUUCGUGAGUUAUUCUGACUUUUUUGGGAUGGAGAAUAGCCUAGGCUGGGUUGAACCCAAGUGGCCAGCUAGGUGAAAUUAAAUGGGUAAACUGCUGCCUGAAAUCUGCAGUGGGUUGGUUG